AUUCAACCUAGAAGAAAGAAAAGUGUAUUUUAGCUCACAAUUUAAAGGUGUCAGCCUACAGUGCUUGACCCUGUUUAGAUCUUUGACAGCACACUGAUGUGUCAUUGUGGAAGCAUGUGGUAGAAAGGGUCUGUUGAACUUACAGGGGCUGGAAUCUGCCUUGUAAGGGCAUAAUUUCCUUCUGCCACUUCUUAACUUCCAAAUACUUCCCCACUUCUUGACAGUGCCACAGACAUGCAUGUUAACCUUUAGGGGACAGUCAAAGUCCAAACUAUAACCACAAAUGUGUCAGAGCCUUGAAUGUCAUGUUUUCUUCUAAAAAUCUUCCUCUCAAAUAUUCUUAGGAAAAGUUAAAAUAAAAUUGGGGAGCCAGAUUUAUAGUUUUGGAUGGAAAGCCUGUGAUUUUUGGGUGUCUACUAGACGGAUACUUUCUGGAAAUUCACGGAAGGGCUCAUCAUUACCCAGUGCUUAAGAAAAAGUACAGUCCUGGAAUCGGGGCCACACUGUUGUUUCCUUUGGGGUUUUCUUAGAAGGGUUACAGGGGGCUUAGGCAAGUUUAAAGUACUGAAUAUAGAAAAAUUUUUGUGCUAAAGGUUUGAUAUUUGAGUGUUUGGUACACAAAAGGAACUGAAGCACAGCUUCCUACCUGGGACAUUUCCUACCUUCUCUUCCCUUCCUGUGGAGGUCUAUACAGAUUAACCGUUUAGAAGGACACAGAGGAAGGCCUAGUGGCAGGGAGGGAAAGGCUAUGAGUGAAGGAAAGAAAGGAAGAAGAUUAAUGGGUUUUAAACAUGGCUAAGAAUUGUUCAUAUAGACUGACUGAGUGGCUGACACAAGGACAUAGUCUCAGAAACAGCUUAUGUAUCGGGAGAUAUAGAUGAUAAAGUGCAAGAAAUGAAAGCUUCAGAUUCAGGAAGAUACUGAGCUUUUGGCUUAGGUGGUGGGGACACUGAAAUAUGGUUGGUUGGUGGGUUGGUGGGUUGGUUGGUGGGUUGGUUUGAUUAUAUAUUUAUUAUGUGGGCAUGUUUGUGUCAUGGUACAUAUGUCACAGUGUGUGUAUGUAGAUCAGAAGAGAACUUGUGGGAGUUGAUUGUCUCUCCCCUUCUCCCCUGAUUGUCUCUUUCUACCAUGGGGGUACCUGGAAUCAAAACUCACUCAAGUUUUUAUUUACUGAGCCAGCUUGUUGGCCUCUGUUGAAAAGUUUUUGUUUUUUUCUUUUUAGAUUUAUCUUAUGUCUUUUUAGAUUUAUCUUUAUCUUAUGAUUUAUCUUAUGUAUUAUUAUUUUGCCUACACGUAUUUAAUUGUGGUAGUGCCUGUGGAGGCCAGAAGAGGUUGCUGGGUUUCCCGGACCUGGAGUUAAAGAGUGGUUGUAAGAGCCUGUAUGGGUUCUGGCAACUGAACCCUGCUCCUCUAGAAGACAAGCCAGCACUCUAAACCACAGAGCCAUCUCACCAGCCGCCACUGAAAGGCUUUUAGCGAAGAAAGGACAUGGUCUGAUUUUGUUUUUGAAAACCACUCUGUCAGCAUGCAAGAUGCUACAAUAAUUUUCAUUUGUUUAAAAAGUUCUUUUAUUGUUGGCUGGUGGUAGCUCAUGCCUUUUUUCCCAGAAUCAGAGGCAGUAAGAUCCCUCCAAGGCCAGCCAGGACUCUGUAGAUUGAGUUCCAGAACAGUCAGGGCUACACAGAGAAACCAUGUCUCAAACGAACAACAAAAAAACUAAAGCUACUCAUUUUAUUUUAUAUGUGAAUGUUUAUCUACAUAUAUGUAGACUGAAUAUUUACAGAGUAUAAACUUCGCAAUGCUUAGGCUGAUUUAGAUAUAUUGAAUGGUCUAAGAAUCCAGAAAUACUGGAAAAUUGCUCCUGGUUUCUAGCACAAGUAACUGGGUAACCUUAUACUGCUAAUAAGGACAUAAGAAGACAAAGAUGUUUGUAGGAUAAGAAUUUUAAACCUGCUGAUAAAGGGCAUCUUUGGAAUAUAGGAAACAUUCAGUUUGCAAUGUAUCAACUUGAUAACUUAGAGCAGCAGUUAAAGCUAGAGAUAAGCAUCAGUGUGGGUGGGGCUUACUAACCAUAGACAUACGACUGCUGAAGGAGCAUGAGAGGGUGAAAAGAAAAGAGAAUCAAGGGCAGAAGGUGUCUGAACACCUGAAGUAUCCAAGAAGCCUCCAAGAGGGUGUACAGGGAAGAAGAAACACAAAAAUGAGGUCAGAGGAAUCUGGACCCCUUCAAAGUACAAUUCAGAGGCAGAGCACUUGCCUAGCUGAAAUGCGGGGAAAUGAAGUAUUUUAUUGAGUUUGGGAAAGGAGGUGUGAUCAUGGUCCCUAAAGACAAGAAGAGGCAGCGAUAGAUCCCAAAUAGAGACAUCAGUCUUAACUAAGUGGAUCACCUUGUCUCCAGAGAAGUCAGGGCUGGAGAUAAGAGUUAAGGUAGAAUUAGAUUUUGUAUUAGGAUUGAAAAAUUAGGGAAUCAGACACCUCAUGAUUUUCUCUAAUGAGAAGAAAAAGACAUGGAUUGGUUGUAGGUGAAGUUAUGAGAUUGAAGAAGCUGACGAGGUUUUUUUUUGUUUUUUUUUUUUAAUCUCAAUAGCAUAGAGUAAUACUACAAAGAACCUGUCAAGGACAAAUGAUUUUCAAGUUGGGUUGCAAGAAUCCUGUGUAUGUUUACAUCCCAACAAUGGAAGCAUCUGAGCAAUGAUUUCUUGAAGACCCAGCAGGAGAAGAGGCACAGUUGGUUCAAGGCAAGUGGUACCAUCAAGAAGUUCCGAGCUGGCCUCAGCAUCUUCUCACCCAUUCCCAAGUCUCCCAGUUUUCCUAUCAUACAGGACUCUAUGCUGAAAGGCAAACUGGGUGUACCAGAGCUCCGAGUUGGACGCCUUAUGAAUCGUUCCAUUUCUUGCACCAUGAAGAACCCAAAAGUAGAGGUGUUUGGCUAUCCCCCCAGCCCCCAGGCAGGUCUCCUGUGCCCCCAGCACGUGGGCCUCCCUCCCCCAGCACGGACUUCUCCUUUGGUCAGUGGUCACUGCAAGAACAUCCCCACUCUGGAGUAUGGAUUCCUUGUCCAGAUUAUGAAGUAUGCAGAGCAGAGGAUUCCAACGUUAAAUGAGUACUGUGUGGUUUGUGAUGAGCAGCAUGUCUUCCAGAAUGGGUCCAUGCUCAAGCCAGCUGUCUGUACUCGUGAGUUAUGCGUCUUCUCCUUCUACACACUGGGAGUCAUGUCUGGAGCUGCAGAAGAAGUGGCUACAGGAGCAGAGGUGGUAGAUCUGCUGGUGGCCAUGUGUAGAGCAGCUUUGGAAUCCCCUAGAAAAAGCAUCAUCUUCGAGCCUUAUCCCUCUGUGGUGGACCCCACUGAUCCCAAGACUCUGGCCUUUAACCCUAAGAAGAAGAAUUAUGAGCGGCUUCAGAAAGCUCUGGAUAGUGUGAUGUCCAUCCGGGAGAUGACCCAGGGCUCAUAUUUGGAAAUCAAGAAACAGAUGGACAAGCUGGAUCCCUUGGCCCAUCCUCUUCUGCAGUGGAUAAUUUCUAGCAACAGGUCACACAUUGUCAAACUACCUCUCAGCAGGCAGCUGAAGUUCAUGCACACCUCACACCAAUUCCUCCUGCUGAGCAGCCCUCCUGCCAAGGAGGCUCGGUUCCGGACAGCCAAGAAGCUCUACGGAAGCACCUUUGCUUUCCAUGGGUCCCACAUUGAGAAUUGGCAUUCAAUCCUGCGCAAUGGGCUGGUCAAUGCAUCCUACACCAAACUGCAGGCUCAUAUAUUCAUCCUGGUGUUUCCCUGCAAGCUGCAUGGAGCAGCCUAUGGCAAAGGCAUCUACCUGAGCCCCAUCUCCAGUAUUUCCUUUGGAUACUCAGGAAUGGGCAAAGGACAGCACAGGAUGCCUUCCAAGGAUGAGCUGGUCCAGAGAUACAACAGGAUGAACACCAUCCCCCAGACCCGAUCCAUUCAGUCAAGGUUCCUGCAGAGUCGGAAUCUAAACUGUAUAGCACUUUGUGAAGUGAUUACGUCUAAGGACCUCCAGAAGCAUGGGAACAUUUGGGUGUGCCCUGUGUCUGACCAUGUCUGCACAAGGUUCUUCUUUGUAUAUGAGGAUGGGCAGGUGGGCGAUGCCAACAUUAAUACUCAGGACCCCAAGAUUCAGAAGGAAAUCAUGCGUGUGAUCGGAACUCAGGUUUACACAAACUGAGGGGGCCCCAGCCCUCGUACCACCCUGUUACCCCAGGAUCCAUCUGCCCUUGUAAAAGGACUCAGGAGCAGCAAGUGAGGCUGUCCUGAGAAACUCAAGGGGCAAAAAAAGUAUAGAAGAGGUGGCCUUCAUGGUGGAGAUUGAUCCAGGAACUACUCCACAUUUGGAUGGCCCUGACUGACUCCCACCCCUGAUUUGCCCAAUUGACUUCACCCUGUUUGUAAAUAAAACAAUAAAAUGGAAGGUGCUGUGGACUGGA
This is a messenger RNA of Mus musculus (house mouse), 4440 nucleotides long. RefSeq names its product poly (ADP-ribose) polymerase family, member 6 (gene Parp6). Gene Ontology annotation, molecular function: NAD+-protein-cysteine ADP-ribosyltransferase activity; NAD+ poly-ADP-ribosyltransferase activity; NAD+-protein-aspartate ADP-ribosyltransferase activity. The transcript has 17 exons. The record is from RefSeq and is a predicted model, not a curated record. Lineage: Eukaryota; Metazoa; Chordata; Mammalia; Rodentia; Muridae. The coding region runs from base 2658 to 4181 and encodes 507 amino acids.